Chenopodium quinoa (quinoa) is the source of this 525-nucleotide messenger RNA. RefSeq lists its product as uncharacterized. The record is from RefSeq and is a predicted model, not a curated record. The transcript is spliced from 2 exons. Lineage: Eukaryota; Viridiplantae; Streptophyta; Magnoliopsida; Caryophyllales; Amaranthaceae. Bases 1 to 525 code for a protein of 174 amino acids.
AUGAUUUGGGUUUGGAAAGCAAAAAGGUUUGAAACCAUUCCUGAGCAGUAUAUGCUACACAGAUGGACUACUUUGGCACUGAAGAAACCAAUUUUUGACUUGGGUGGAAACCUGUUGGAGGAAUGUGCUAAUUUAAUUGACAAGAAAAAAUUGUUAAAUAAUUUAUGGUCAGAGAUACACACUUGUGUAAGUUUGGCAGAAGGCAAAGAUGAAGAUAUUCAAGACCUUGUGAUAAAUCUUCAAGGAAUAAGAAAGGAUUUGGAGGCUAAGAGGAUUGUAAGAAAUAAUGAAACAACAGCUGGAAGUGCAAACAACAAAGGACAAGACAUUGAGCUAUUGAUUGGAGCUAGUGUUCCAACUGAAAUAAUUGUCAAACCUCCAAAAAUUUCAAAGAAUAAAGGGACUGGAGUUCAUGUAUCAAAUGAAGAGACUUCAAAAAAGAAAGGGGCUGAUAUUGAUGUGCCAAAUGUUGAAACAAGAGGACCUUCACGAGCUCGACAAUUUAGCUUCUUCAUAACACUAUAG